GUUUUCCACAUGAACCUCCUUGAGGGCUACACCACAGGUACAGUUGCUUGCCUGGAUGCGACACGCGAGCCUCUGGCUGCCAGGAACUGGGACUUGAACAAUGCUGGCAUAGUCGCAGCGCUGCGCAACUGCGUCUCCCUAGACGACAAGCAUGUCCUCGAUGGCAUUGUUGGUGCACACAGGGCAUGGACCACCUUACGCUCCCGUCACCAGAAGCUCAGGCCCAUAGCCCAGAUUCUAAAAAUCCAAGAGCUACUCAAUGUGUGUUACUCCAAGAACGCCAACCUUGCCGAAACCAGUCAUCGCCUUACUGAAGGUGUUCACUCCAUCUUCGAUAUGGGGAUACUGACACAACAGGUUUUUCUAUCAAUCAUCAUGUUGAAUGCCCUUACUGGAGACCUGUCCCACGUCUGUGACCAAGUCGCCAGCUCUCUUGCAGCUAGUUCUGUGUUGAACCCCUUCACACCUGACGACAUUUGUAUCCAACUUGAUAUGGAACAACAACUC
Molecule: messenger RNA, 507 nt
Organism: Suillus discolor
Lineage: Eukaryota; Fungi; Basidiomycota; Agaricomycetes; Boletales; Suillaceae
Exons: 1
Source: RefSeq, a predicted model, not a curated record